This is a messenger RNA of Symbiodinium natans, 1176 nucleotides long. The record is from the annotation of a GenBank genome assembly. NCBI's taxonomy places the organism in Eukaryota, Dinophyceae, Suessiales, Symbiodiniaceae.
AUGGCAUUUUCAUGGAUGCUCACCCUGAUGGUGCUGCACGCUUUGCAGGCAGAGCGCCUGAUUGAAGACUUUGGUGGCCAAGUAUCCUUAUUGCAACAGCACCUCGUUGUGGGGACAGACGCCGACGAUGUCAGCACGAGCGCACUGGAGGCGUCAUCUUCAGAUGAAGUGCAGUUGGAGUCGCUGCUACGACAGGCAGGCGAGGAAUGCCCACAGUCCUCUGAGGCAUGCCUUUCGAUUCUAACUGACUUGCGGACUCAACUCUGGCCGUAUGUGCAAGAGGAGGCGAACUGGUCCGGGGCAGCCUGGCUGCCUUCAGGAAUGGAUAGCGAGCAGGCGAUGGGCGAGAUCAGCUGCUCGCAGAACAAAACAAUGUAUUAUCGCCAUAUCUGGAAGUCAGCUGGCCACAGUGUUUUCGAGAAUCUAGAGCAGGUCACCACUCAUUUCAGGCAAGAUGGUAUGUCGUAUUCUGAAUUUUGUCAAAAUUUCAACUCUUUGGACGACAGGGAACACGCGGCUUUCACCUUUGUUCGAGAUCCAAUCUCACGCUUCAUCUCUGGCUACGCCGAGAUUGAGCACCGAACGCGCGACGGAGUUACGCAGUAUGCAGACCUCGCGACCACUUUGAGCCAGCAUCCCGUCGGCUCGCCGGAGCGAGCCGCAGCGUUCUUUAAGGAGUUCUUGCGGACGGGUAUUAACCUUGAUGGCCAUGUCAAGCCUCAGUUGGAGUUCCUGCUUCCAAAUGGUGGAUGUUCAGUACCAAUGAAUUUCAUUGGCAAGACGAACAGCAUGGAAGAAGACUGGACGAGGAUGUUUCGAUUGCAGGAAUGCAGCCUUUCUGCACCCUUCGAUGAGCACCUAGGCUUACACCCGAAUGAUCAGGCGGACAAAGUUGCCAUGGAGAUUAGCCUGGGCUUGGAAUCAGAUCGCGCGACCGACAGCAGUGGGGACGUGGCCACAAAUACGAGCUCGGAGUUGAUGCUUGUGGAAGCUACCGCUGACAUGCGUGCACUAGUUGCGGCCCUGCAGCAGGACCGUUCAAAGUAUUUGCGGGCACUGUGCUGGCUGCUGCUACCAGAUUUCGCCGCAUUUAACUUCAAGCUACCAGCUGCUUGCCAGCAAGGGCAGCUUCGCAGCUUGCUGCAGCCGCGCAGGGGAGAGUCGGACCAGCAGUGA